AUGUUUCUCUGUUCAUGGUCAAGUUUGUGUCUCAACGUGCCAGGACCGGAGGACUCGCCAUGGCAAAUCUUCAGACGAAGAGUCUACUUGACUGCCCUAGCUCUUCUGGGACCUGAGUUUAUUUUCCAAAUUGCGCUGUCCCAAUGGGAGUCUGCCCGUCAGUCGGUGGUGGAUUUUCAAGACUUGGGAAUCGAAUGGUGGACGAUAACGCACGCAUUCUAUGCAGAUAUGGGUGGAUUUGUCCUGAAAGCCAAGGACUCGGUGCCUUUUCCAAUUAAUGCAAAACAACUGCAUUAUCUGGUCGUGAAGGGUUAUGUGGAGCUACCAAGAGUCGACGAAAAGGUUAUAGACGACAAGAACAAGGUAGACGGGAUGCUACGACUCAUCACUCUUUGUCAAUGUCUUUGGUUUAUUUUCAGUAUCUGUGGACGUGCAUCGCUGGAUCUAGCUAUUACCACGGGCGAACUCACGACCGCGGCAUUUAUUGUCUGCAGCGUUGCAACCACGAUCUGCUGGUAUCAUAAGCCAGCCGAUAUUCGCACCUCGGAAGUCAUCGAGACAGAUACAACUAUCGAGCGGAUACUAGCCGACGCAGGAGUGGUGGCUAAAAGGCCGUGUCGCUAUACGCCGCUUGACUUUGUCACUCGAAAAGAGUGGCCGUGGUCUUUGUACUGGUCCAACUGGGUUAAUAUACUUCGCAAGAUGCGUAUUGUGAUCUACCAACAACGUCGGCCGGUUGAUCGAUUUCAAAACACCCUGAUAUCCGAGCCUUCGGCGUUUGGAUAUGGGAUGUUCCUACUCUUGACAAUCAUCUACGCAUCCAUUUUUGUCUGUGGCUGGAAUUAUAGCUUCCCGACCAUCGCCGAGCAGCGACUAUGGAGAAUAUCAUCCACAGCCGUCUUGGUCUGCGCGUUUCUUUUCUGGGCAAUUGGGCAUUUUGCCUUUUCGGUAUAUCCUACUCAUAUCCGGCCGCUGCUCGAAGUCCGAAGGUGCAGCAGAAUUUCCGACGAAGAGGCAUCGUCGCCAAGUUCUGCGUGGAUCAGUUUCAAGCAACGGGCACAGCGCGUGUGCGACCGGGUCAGAAACAACUCGAUUGAACGAGAUCCAGAACUUACCGUUCCAUUGAAGGCAAUGUUGCCAAUAUACGUGAUUGGCGUGGUAUAUUGCCAUGCUCGAGCGUACAUAUUUCUUGAAGACAUCCUUGAACUUCGAUCACUCCCAGCGAGUGCGUAUAGCACAGUUGAAUGGGUUGACUUUUGGCCCCACGUAUGA
This is a messenger RNA of Penicillium paradoxum, 1272 nucleotides long. RefSeq lists its product as uncharacterized. The coding region runs from base 1 to 1272 and encodes 423 amino acids. The record is from RefSeq and is a predicted model, not a curated record. Lineage: Eukaryota; Fungi; Ascomycota; Eurotiomycetes; Eurotiales; Aspergillaceae. The transcript has a single exon.